AUGUUGGAAAGGAAUGAGACUGGUGGAUCAGGGUACCACGAAUCAUUGUAUGAUGCUCUUCAGUCUUUACGAGAUAAAGAAUUUUCUACCUUUUAUGACACUCUUAAGGUUGCCAGGGUGAAUGAAGUGGAAGAGCUGUGCAAAGGCAGUCUCGAGUCUGUGUAUACAUUAUAUCCAAGUCUUUGCAGAUUACAGCUCGUUGGAGAGCUGGAAAAUAUAGGUCUGCUAUUUUCCAGACCUGCUACAACUCAACAACUGAAUGAUGUUUAUUCGAAAUGGCAGAGACAGUCCCAGCUUCUUGAGGACAGUGACUUCCGUUUCCAGGAACCUGUCAUGGCUCUGCGCGCUGUAAUUCUGGAGAUCUUGCUUGAAAAGGAGAAUGAAAGUGCCAAAAGAGAAUGUAUUAAAGACGUUCUCACCAAACAUCUUGUGGAGCUCUCUAAAUUGGCAAGAACUGCUAAUAAUACGCAGGUAACAAAUUCCAGGAGAAGUUAGUGAUGGAUGUGUAGU
Meleagris gallopavo (turkey) is the source of this 510-nucleotide messenger RNA. The record is from RefSeq and is a predicted model, not a curated record. Lineage: Eukaryota; Metazoa; Chordata; Aves; Galliformes; Phasianidae.